AAAAAUCAGCGGUCACACCGAGCCGGACUGCAUCCCUCUAAAAAUUGACAUUUUUGCCUGUGAAAAAAAAGAAUACAUUUUUUUGGAAGUGUUUUGUGUUUGAAAACACGCGUGUAUGGCUGAAUGGAGUGAUACAAAAUGCACUGAAAAAAUGUACAAUAUGGUGUAGUCGGGUCGCACAGAAAGUGGUGGGCAUUCGUUGUUCCACUUCUCUAAAUAACACACGCAUACACAGACACGCCGCCGAGUGUCAACAGCUGCCCUGGCCCUGGCCACCCGCCGUCAAAAUGUCGGACAUUAACGAUGAUUUGCUUAACUACGAACUACUGGGCGACGACAUCGAUGAUCAGGCCCUGCUCGGAGCCGAUGAGGAUGAGCUGCUUCUUUCGGACGAAGAGCUCGAAAAGGAUGUCACCAGCGAGGUGAAGCAACAAAUGCGCGCCGAGGCAGAGGAAUGGGCCCAGGAGCAACUGCGUCAGCAUGAGCGCAAGCAGAAGGAACAGUCCGCCGCCCCAGUUGAGGCAUCAACAUCAGAGCAAACUGCAGUAGCAGUUGUAGCUGAUGAGGAGACAGCAUCUUCCACAGUGGUUACCACAAAGACUCAAAGUCUAACUACUGUGGUGGCAACUGACCCAAAAGUCCAAACAGACGACACAGUGGUAGCGAUUUUGGCGGAAACCACACCACCGCCAGCAGUGGCUGUGCAGAAAGCUACAGAAGAGACAACCACUAUGAAAAGCGCAGAAAAAGUGCCGCCACAGUCGAAGAAGGAAGCAACGCCUCCGACUCAGGCAAGUGGAAGUGGCAGGGCCAGUGCCAAGGCCAUCGCAAACACCUCUAGCAUCAGCACCAAAGAGACAUUAGCCAGAGAUGCUGCGGAUUGCACAGCCAAGCAGAGCGAGGCUGACAGUGAGAGCGAGACCGGACUGGGACUGGGACCUGCUUCAUUGCUGGCCUCUUCCCAGGAGAGUCUGCCUAGUGGCAGUUCGGCAUCGGAGCUGGCCGACCUGCGUGAGGAUGAGGAGGAGCGCGAGGAGCGCACCAACUACAAGACUGGCAGCGAGCGAGUCGAAAGCAGUCACAGGCAGCAUCAGGAGCACUCCCACUCUAUGUCGCCAUUUCAGCAGCAUCAGCAAAUGCAGCGGCGACACCAAAACCAUUCAGACAAGUCACGAGUGGGAGGCGGGGGACGAUUCAUGCACGGCCAGCAGCAGCAACAGCAGCAGAAUCAAAUGGGCAAACCGAUGCGAGGUAUGGGAGGCGCACGUCAUCACCUGCUGCGCAAUCCAACGCCCAUGUUCGGGACAAUGCAACAGCAGCAACAGCGCAUGGGGAUGUCUGGGAUGCCGGCGCCACAGCAACGAUAUAGCAUGCCGGGACAAUAUCCGCCCAACCAGCCACCCAACCAGUCACAACAGCACCAAGCACCGAACCAACAACAGCAACAACAACAUAAUGCUCCUGCCUCUCCCUUGCUGAAUCCCUCGCACAUGAUGCACCACAAUCACAAUCCAAACGGAGGAAUACCACCGCAUCUGUUGCCGCAUCCCCAUGAGCAAGUGCGCGUCGGCCUGUUGCAGCCACCGAUGUCGUAUGCCCCCCAGCCGGGCGGCUAUCGAAAUGGGGCGCUGCUGGGACCAGGUCCGCCACUCCUGCCGCCAACUGGUAUGCGUCCGUCACUGUAUCGCAAUGCUGGCCCGCCGCCAUCUGUCUAUGGCGGCUAUGGGGAUCACGGCCAUCCGCCACCACAGCAUCCGCCACAGUUUAUGAGGCCGCACAAUGGCUGGAGGCCGCAGGGGGACGGAGCACGCAUGCCGCGUCCGCCCCUUCAGGCAUUGCCGCCGCACAUGAUGCCAGGAGCGCCGCCCAACUAUCCGAAUGGGAUGGUGGGAAUGCGCGGACCACCACCACAACAACAGCAGCAGGUUCAGCAGCAGCCGCCUCAGCCGGUGCGUCCACCACAGCAGCAACAGCAGCAGCAGCCGCCAAAUCCUACUCAACAGCAGCAGCCACAACCGAACGGUCCACCGGCACAACAGGGUGGUGGUCCAGCGGCCAUACCGCGGGUCAGCAAGGUGCUCAUCAAUCCGAAUUUCAAGGGCGGCGUCGAGGCAGCCACCAACAAGUUCAUCAAGGAGACACACUUCAUGCCGGCCAUCAAUAGCGACGAGGAGCUGCUGCGCCAGCAGGAGGAGUUCAUCAAUAAGAAUCGUCAGUACUUUGAGAAGCGGCGAAUGGAGCGCUCGCCGCCACCGGCUGGCUCCAGUUCGAGCUCUGGGGCAGCCUCUUCGUCGGUUCAGGCUGGGGAGCGGCGACGCAGUCGUAGCCGCAGUCGUUCCCGUGGCCGCAGCUAUUCGCCCGCCAAGCGUGCCGAAAGGGAGCGCGAAAGGGAGCGGGAGAGAGAGCGUGAUCGGGAACGUGAGCGCGAACGUGAACAGCGGUAUGGAACGGCCAAUCGGCCAGUCGGGAAUCGUGGAUUCCGAAGGGUUGCUAGCCGCGAUCGAGACGAGAAUCGCAGUGGAGCGGGUGGCACGCCAGGAAGUGCACCAACACCCAGUGCCGGUGGAAGCAGUGGCGGCGGCGGCCCCGGCGGCGGAGGCACUGUUGUUCCCAACAAGAGACGUCGCAGCGGUUCCAACGGCUCUGUGAAUCGUAACCCCUUCUCGGGUGAGCCACGCGGCCGACCCUCGGACACUGGCGGUGGUCGCACCGCAGUCAGUGGAAAGGCCAGCGAGGAGGAUGAGGAGACUCGCAUCUAUCGCCUGGAGAUUGAGAAGCAGAAGCAACUGCGUGAGAAGAUAUUGCGCGACAAGGAGCUAAAGCGUAGGCGCGCGGCCGAAGAGAAGCUACACGAGGACAAGCGCGCCGAACAGCAUAUUUCGCCAGGCCGUGACGAGAAGGAGGCGACUGGUGCUGGACUAGCACCACCACAAAAGCAACGUCCGGCAGCUAGUAGCCAUGAGCGCAAGGUUAUCUCGCUGAAGCGUCGCGAAGACCUGGACCAGGCGGGGGGCAAUGGCAACGGCAACGGCAACGGUGGGCGCAGCAGCAGACAACAGCAAACAUCAUCGACGGCGCCCGCUCGUAAGCAAGUGACGGCGGCCAAGAUAGCGCCGGAAGCUAAAAGGAGUAUAACCGAGCAUCUGGCGCCCACCCCAAAGCCGCAGCACGGAUCAGCAGCGACCGCCGCCCUAGCAAGAUCGAGUACAGGCGGAGCUGGUGCUGGUGGUGGUGGUGCCACUCCACCCACCACUUGCAAGCCACGCGAUACGCUUCGUCUGGGCACGCCCAGCGACGAUGAGGUUGAGCUUGACUACGAUGAUGAUGAACUGAUGCUGGACGAGGAGGAUCGCCUAUUGGCCACACCGUCGCCACCACCGCCCCAGCAUCAGAGUCAGCAUCAACAUCAGCAGAGGGCAAGCAACAAGCGUUCGGCCACGCCCGAUAUGUUGGUUGUGAAGCGCAGUCAGAAAGCCUCCCGCGGUGGCAACUCAUCGUCAACGGGCAGCUUUGGCUCCUCAAAUAGGCGUGUGGUGCUGAAGCCUACCAGCAAUGGGAGCGGCGGUGUAGGUGGAGAUCAGCAGCAGUCUUCUCAUGGCAGGCAGCGGGAUAGGCGACAGCGUGGGGAUGACCACAUACUGCAGAGGAAAGGGAGCAAUGCCGGAGGCAGCAACUCAGGAGGCAUCUUUGAGCGUCUGGAGAAGCGGAAGGCAGCAUCCUCUGGAGGAAGCGGCGGUGGGGGCGGACACAAGCAGCGUGGCCGAGGGCCGGCCCGCAUUGUACUCAAGCACGAUUGAGGAUUGGAGAAUGAGAAGGGGAAGAAGAUAAAGAUUAAGAUAAAGAAAAAGGAUUGAGGCAGCAAAAAUAGAAUUAAGCUUUAAAUUGCAAAGUGUAACAGAUUAAUUGUGUAUUUUUUGUUAUAUUUAAAUUCCAUUCUGGCCGAUCAAUGUUGCAGCUUGGCAUUGACAGAAUGGCAUUAGAUUUGUAAGCUCUAAAGUUGCAACACUUCAAAUUGUUGAUCUGUAGAUCUGUUAUUAGUAAGAGUGAGCCUAAGCCCUAUUGUGCGCGUAUACGGCAAGAUUAUACAUAUAUAUACAUAUAAUAUAUAACAAUACAAAACAUAAAUUGUAUCUAUUUACAUAGAUAUAGAGAUAUUGAAUUAGAUUUUAAAUGUAAAGUUCGUAUAACUAUGACUAAAACGUGCUUCGUUUUCUUAACAACAACAACAACAACAAACAACAAGUGUAUUUAAAUAUAGAAUUAAGUGAAUGGGAUAUGCUUUAAGCUUGACCUGAACAACAUCAGAAAAUAGAAACAGAAGAAACAUAACCAUAGACCCCAAACCCAAACAACCACAAGACAGACAAAUAUGAAUUAAGUGGCAUUGGCAUGCAAACAAAACCAUUAAAUAAAUUUAUAUAUAUGUACACUUAGAUAUAUGGUACAUGUACUAUUCGUAUAUAUCAUAAAGGAUAUAUACAUAGUAUAAAUGCAAUUUUAGUUGUGAAUGAGUGUCUCGUUUCUAAACUAAAUUAAGCUCAAAUAACGAAUGGCAUCAAUCAGAUGUAAUGACUCUUAAAGCCUCUUCGAAUUAAUUAUUGAGAAACGAAAAUGAAAUUUAAUACCUAUCGACAUUUAUCUAUCUACAUAUUAUUUGUUAUUUUUGUAUUUUGUAUUUCUUUCGAUUGUAUUGCACUUUGAUUUGAUUGUGUUUUUACCCAUUAGAAAAUAAGGUGAAAAUUCUUAUAAAAAGGGGGAGUAUUGGGCUUAAACUCUAGAUUCCAUACAACUAAACAAACCCCGAAAAUGAAUAAUAUUAAAUGAGACAACACACAAUUACACAGCUCAUCCAUCCGCCACCAUUUCCAUAUUCACUCGAUAAUCUCAUAGACAAAUUUACAUCGUACUACAUAUACAUAAAUAUUUAUAUAUAUAUAAAGAUCUAUAUAGAUCCGUUUAAACGAGAGAGUGGACACAAGCCAUAAAAUCCAUUGACGAUUCUUGUUAAAUUAUUACCACACAGACACACACACACAAAAACUACACUACACAUACAUAUAUGUAUUGAAACCGCUGAGAACUUUGAUAUAAUUGGCACAAAAUUGUGUGUAUAUUUAAGACAGGAUUCAAGAUAAAGUAGAAUACUAUUCGAAACUUAAGAAUUCGACUUAAAACUAAAGAUCAAAGCAAAGAUACAUGCCAUGAUAUGAUAUGCCUGCAUGUAAUAAUACACAAUAUACGGAAUAAAGAACACCGAAUUCCGAAUAGCGAUAUAAUCUAAUCAAAGCGAAUCCUAAUGUUGGCAGGAGGAGCAGGCUCUUCUGCUUAUAAUUGUAACUUCUUGUCCUUGAGCAUAUUUUUGUUGUUGAAAUUGUAUUAAAAUUGUGACCACAUAUAGGAGAAAAAUAGUACACAAAGAAUGCACGCAAAAGAUUAUUCAAUGCAAGAAUAUCUACAUAAAUGGGCAUGCAACAAAAAUAAGUGAAAAUGGUAUCGUAUAUAUGUAUGCAGAGAUACGUAUAUCUACGUAUAUAGCUCUAAUAAUCGUAAUGCUACACAAUAUGAUAUAAUAUAUGGAUUAAUAAAAAACAAAUUAUAUAAAAUGCAUACGUAAAAAACAUGCAGCCUGCAUAAUUGUAUAGCAAACAUUUUAAGUUAUUCCACGCCACGUGAUUCUAGUUUUGUAAGAACAAA
Drosophila guanche is the source of this 5694-nucleotide messenger RNA. Its product is annotated as RNA-binding protein 33. The record is from RefSeq and is a predicted model, not a curated record. Gene Ontology annotation, molecular function: RNA binding. The transcript has 7 exons. NCBI's taxonomy places the organism in Eukaryota, Metazoa, Arthropoda, Insecta, Diptera, Drosophilidae. The coding region runs from base 288 to 3797 and encodes 1169 amino acids.